GUCAUGAACAGUACACAAGUGAGAGUGUUUGUGUUUUCUGGACUCACUGAUAAUGGAGAACUUGCCCCAUUCCUCUUCAUAUUCUUCUUACAUGCCUACAUGGUGACUUUAUUGGGAAACAUUGGCAUGAUGGCCAUUGUCCAUAUCAGCUCCAACCUCCACACCCCGAUGUACUUCCUCCUGAGCUACCUCUCCCUGGUGGAUGUUUUCUACUCCUCAGUUAUAACUCCUAAAAUGCUCUCUGACCUUAUCUCCACGAGGAAGACCAUCUCAUUUGUUGGGUGUGCCCUUCAGUUUUUCUGCUUUGCUGCUAUGGCAUCUACUGAAGCUUUCCUUCUAUCAAACAUGGCGUAUGACCGAUAUGUCGCUAUCUGCAAACCUCUCCACUAUGUCUCAAUAAUGACUAAGAAAAAAUGUGUGUCUCUGGUUGUCUUGUCAUUCUCUGUUGGGUUCUUGCAGUCAUUAGUGCAGACCAGCUGUAUAUUCAGUCUCCAGUUCUGCAGUUCGAACCUUAUAGACCACUAUUGUUGUGAUGUGCCUCCAAUGCUCACAUUGUCCUGCUCUGACACUUUCUCCUGUGAAAUGAUAACUGUAUUUAUCAUGUGUUCUUGUGGCAUAGGCUCCCUGGUGACAAUCAUAAUCUCAUACACUCUUAUUGUUUCUUCCAUUGUACAAAUGAAGUCUGCUGAGGGCAGGCAGAAAGUGUUCCGUACCUGCUCCUCACAUCUCACCUCAGUCUGUAUCUUAUUUGGGACUGUUUUCUUCAUUUAUCUGCGACCUCCUGACAGUGCCUUUGGGAAAUGGGACAAAGUGGUCUCUGUCUUUUACACUGUAAUAACACCAAUGCUGAAUCCACUCAUCUACAGCCUGAGGAACCAAGAGGUGAAAAGGACCAUUGUGGAGGAUGUACUCAAAGUUCGCCGAUGCCAGUAG
Pseudophryne corroboree (corroboree frog) is the source of this 933-nucleotide messenger RNA. Its product is annotated as olfactory receptor 5B12-like. Gene Ontology annotation, biological process: sensory perception of smell; G protein-coupled receptor signaling pathway. NCBI's taxonomy places the organism in Eukaryota, Metazoa, Chordata, Amphibia, Anura, Myobatrachidae. The record is from RefSeq and is a predicted model, not a curated record. The coding region runs from base 4 to 933 and encodes 309 amino acids. The transcript has a single exon. Gene Ontology annotation, cellular component: membrane. Gene Ontology annotation, molecular function: odorant binding; G protein-coupled receptor activity; olfactory receptor activity.